Mauremys reevesii (Reeves's turtle) is the source of this 987-nucleotide messenger RNA. Its product is annotated as olfactory receptor 10A4-like. The transcript has a single exon. The coding region runs from base 1 to 987 and encodes 328 amino acids. NCBI's taxonomy places the organism in Eukaryota, Metazoa, Chordata, Testudines, Geoemydidae. The record is from RefSeq and is a predicted model, not a curated record. Gene Ontology annotation, molecular function: G protein-coupled receptor activity; olfactory receptor activity. Gene Ontology annotation, biological process: G protein-coupled receptor signaling pathway. Gene Ontology annotation, cellular component: membrane.
AUGGCAGACAUGGAGAAGUGGACUGGAGACUGGAGAAAUCAAACGUCCAUCACAGAAUUCAUCCUGUUGGGAUUCGGGGAUCUCCCUGAACUGCAGACCCUGCUCUUCCUGAUGUUCCUGGUGAUCUACGUUGUGACCGUGGCAGGGAACGUCCUCAUCGUUGUGCUAGUUGUGGCUGAUCAACAUCUUCACACCCCCAUGUACUUCUUCCUGGGGAACUUGUCCUGCUUGGAGACCUGCUACAGCUCCACCAUCCUGCCCAGGAUGCUGGCCAGUCUCCUGACUGGGGACAGGACCAUUUCUGUCCCUGGCUGUGUAGCACAACUUGAUUUCUUUGGUUCCCUGGUAGCUGUAGAAUGUUGUCUCUUAUCAGCAAUGUCUUAUGAUCGGUAUUUAGCGAUAUGCAAACCACUGCAUUAUGCAGCCCUUAUGAAUGGCAGUGUCUGCUUCCGCCUGGCAGCUGGAUCUUGGAUAAGUGGGUUUGUGGCCUGCACCGUCACGGCAUGUUGGAUAUCACAAAUGACUUUUUGUGGCCCCGAUGAAAUUGACCAUUUCUUUUGUGAUUACGCCCCGUUAGUAAAACUGUCCUGCAGUGACACCCACCCGAUGGUUCUUGUGACCUUCCUGUUCUCCUCCAUAUUAACACUGCCUCCCUUCCUAUUAACCCUGGCAUCCUAUGUGUGCAUCAUCGCCACCAUCCACAGAAUCCCUUCCACCGCUGGGAGGCAAAGGGCCUUUUCCACCUGCUCCUCCCACCUCAUUGUGGUUACACUCUACUAUGGGACCCUGAUCUUUGUCUAUCUGCUGCCAGACACCGGCACACUGAGAGACCUGCACAAAGCGCUCUCUCUCUUCUACACCAUCCUGACUCCCCUGGCCAACCCGCUCAUCUACAGCCUGAGAAACAGGGAGGUGAAGGAGGCUCUGAGGAAAGCUGCUAGUGAGGCUGUGAAUUUCAGAACAAAUAGCAAACUAUUUUGUGUGUAG